AUGCUGUAUACUAAAUCAAAAGAGGAUUGUCUUAGGUACAAGGAGUCAAAGAAAAAGACAAAGACAAAGAAGAAGAGGAAAGUAGAUAAGACAGUUGAUUCUGAAGUCAGUGCAGAGGAAGCAGCCCUCAAGAAAAAAAAGAAAGACACAUUAAAGGAAAACAAUUCUGACAAAGCAACAUCGUCCACCAGUCAGGAUAACCACUACCUUCCCAAGAGGGGGAUCUGUGUAGAUAAAUGUUGUUAUAUUGUUGCUGAGAACCCAGAAAACUUCACAGUCCCACGGGGCUAUGUCAAAUUUGUGGAGGGCCACGACAUCUACAUUGAUGCAAAGUGGAUGGCCAACAUCAAGAGUCUUUUUAGGGGGAAGACAAAACCUCACUGUUUGAAAUUAGUAAUGAAUGGCUUUUAUGAACCGAAAGAGUUGCAGAAAAAAACUGCAAUGAUUUUGUUGCAGACACCUCUUGGACAGGCUUUGAAAGCAUUUGCAAUCACAGCAUUGGGAAUGGACAACACAGACAUUGUGAAAGCCAUAAACACAAAGAUUGGAACCAUGUGCCGUGCUGUGAAAGAAAACAGACUAUCUAAGUAG
Messenger RNA from Saccostrea echinata, 591 nucleotides. RefSeq lists its product as uncharacterized. Lineage: Eukaryota; Metazoa; Mollusca; Bivalvia; Ostreida; Ostreidae. The transcript is spliced from 5 exons. The record is from RefSeq and is a predicted model, not a curated record. The coding region runs from base 1 to 591 and encodes 196 amino acids.